CGAACCUUGGUCGAUGUAGGACGGUAGCGGCGCUCCGUCAAUCUCUGGAAACCAUUAAAAAGUUAACGGAUUUUUCUUUUUUCUUUAAACUGUCGCGAUGUUCGGUAAGCAGUAACCUGCGGACGAGCCCUUCUCUGUGAAUUUUUCAGUGGACUGUUCAACGAAGUGCGGUUCGUAUGGUGAUGUCAGAGCAAGGUGGACUGGCAAUGCACCAGUUACCAAUGCAUCACCGGGGGUUGGUCCAGCCUAGUCUGGUAAUGAACCCCCAUCCCCUGAACGAUUCCUGUUCCCUGGACUCGCAAAACAAAAAAACUCGUCGAACUAGUAGAUGCGUGGGUUGCGGGAGCCAAAUCCACGACCAGUACAUCUUGAGGGUGGCUCCGGACCUAGAGUGGCACGCGGCCUGUCUCAAGUGUCAGGAGUGCCAGAGGUUUCUGGACGAGUCGUGUACGUGUUUUGUGAGAGACGGGAAGACCUACUGCAAAGUAGAUUACGUCAGGCUGUUCGGCACGAAGUGCGACAAGUGCGGCCUGUCCUUCAGCAAGAGCGACUUCGUGAUGCGCGCCAAGAGCAAGAUCUACCACAUCGAGUGCUUCCGGUGCCGCGCAUGCGCCAGACAGCUGGUGCCCGGCGACGAAUUCGCGCUGCGCGACGGCGGCGUCCUCUACUGCAAGGAGGACCACGACGCCAUGGAGAAGACGGCGGCGUCGGCGCCCGCGACGCCGCAUCCCGCCGGCGAGAGCAACAACAACACCAGCCUGAGCAACAACAACCACAACAGCAACAACUCGGCGGAGCUGGGGUGUAUGUCCGAUUCCGGUUCGGAGAGCGGCUCGCACAAGGGCGGCAGCGGCGGCGGACAUCGCAAGGGUGGCGGAGGCGGGGGCGGCGGCAGCGACGGUAAGCCGACGCGCGUGCGCACCGUCCUCAACGAGAAGCAGCUGCACACGUUACGCACCUGCUAUGCGGCCAACCCGCGUCCCGACGCCCUCAUGAAGGAGCAGCUGGUCGAGAUGACGGCGUUGAGUCCGCGGGUGAUCAGGGUCUGGUUCCAGAAUAAACGGUGCAAAGAUAAGAAGAAGACGAUUUUGAUGAAGCAGCAGAUGCAGCAGGAGAAGUAUUACACGCAGGACGGCAGGAAGAUGGGGUACGGCUCGAUGCAGGGCAUCCCCAUGGUGGCGUCGUCGCCCGUGCGGCACGACUCGCCGCUGGGCGUGCACCCGUUGGAGGUGCAGGCGUACCAACCCCCUUGGAAGGCGCUGAGCGACUAUGCGCUGCACGCCGACCUCGACCAGCCGCACCAGCCGGCCUUCCAGCAGCUCGUCAACCAGAUGCAUGGCUACGACCUGCCGCCGCCCUCGAUCCCGCCCGGCGCGGGCCACCCCGGCCUGCUGCCGCCCGCCGACGCGAUGGCCCACCCCGACAGCACCGACAGCUACGUCACGUACCUCGAGAGCGACGAGAGCAUGCCGGCCAGCCCCUAGCGGGCAACGGCCGCGGCCGGCGAAUAGCGCCGCCAGGAGGCGCUGAUGGCGUGCUGGGGAGCGAUGGUGCUGCAGAGGCUCGCAAGCUGCGCCCUGAACUGUAACCGCUAGAGGAGGGCGACUCGACUAGGCACGUUUUGCUAUGCAUGCAACUUGAUGCAUCGCCACGCACAGAAUCGGCGUGCUGGGGACCAGUGAUGCUGCAGAGGUUAACUAUACCUACUAACAAUUCCGGGGUGCGGCGCUGUGUCGGCCUCCUCGCCGAGGUACUGAGCUGGUGGUCUCGCGCCUCCCGAGGUAUCGAGUUGAGUUGCAGAGCUUGGGAUCAGUUUUCAUGCAUACGAAUGAGCCCGUUUCAUCAUUACUAUAGUGUUAUUUGAUUUGAUUUAGAAUACUCUGUAUUUUCAUAUUUUUGAAAUCUUGUAUUUAUGAUGAUUUUGGCACUUGGUUCUUCUUCUCUUCAUACCUCGGUGCAGACAAUAAAGUUCGAGUAGCACACGUGAAAACUCAAACUCAAUUGUCUCUACAGGAGUAUGUAGUAAUUAUUUUUCCCACAAGUCAAUUGUUUUCUGGCAUUCUGUUGUCACGAACUACUACCAAAUCACCUAAAUUCAAGAGAUAACCAUCUCCAUACCAUUUGGUUUGCUUCGUUAAAGUGGGUAGGUAUUCAGGAAUCCACCGGUGCCAAUAAUGAUCCGGCUCGAAGGACCAUAAAUGAUCAGUUAUUAUUCGUCGAGAAACUCGUCUAUUCCUUGAAUAUUAAUUAUAGUCUUACUGGCUUCACAAAUAUGUCACUUUAUUGGUAACUGCCAAAAUCCUUAUAAAUACAAAGAGAUUUCUAAAAUAUAAAAAUGCAUAGUAUUGUGGAUAAAAUUAAAUAACACAACUAUAGGUAGAAUUUGAACACGUGAACCUAAAUUAACAUACCCAAUCCAAUCUGAGACAGUUUCCAAUUUGUGCCACCAAACGAGAGAGAGAGAGAGAAAAAAGUUCACUCCUCUUCGGUGCUACUAACGUAAAGAUCUUGAAAAUUGAUCAAUUUGUUUUCUAUGCGUAUUCUCCAACGGAGGGGUUGACCCUAAUCCUCAUCGCGGAGUAAAAUAAUAUCGCUGAAUACCUCAAAUCUUCGAGACAAAAAUUGAUACAGACAGUUGAAAAUUAAUGUUUGCAUCGUGGAAUUGUUGAAGGUUUCUACACUAAAGAGAACAUUCGUUUAUGCAUGAAAACUUAGCCUAUUCAAUGUUUUGAUUUGAAUCCAACGGAGGGGUUGACUUGGCCAGACUUGAUUGAAAUGAAAAUGUGCAAUGUUCUUCUCAUCGCAAAGAUUAUAAAAAUGCUGAAGAUGAGCGGAUAUCGUAGGCAAACAAGCAACGUAUCGGUAGGUUGGUAGAACUGAAGGACAUUUUUAUAAGAAUGGCUUAAUCCCUACACUGCAUUAUUGCCACUUACAAGGCAACACGGUGACGUCAGCUGAAAUUUAAUAUGCUAUGAAUAUGUUGAGUUGUCUGUAAAAUUCUAUAAUGACAAGAGGCUGAGCCAACGCGCUGACGUCAAAGAUGCAAUAAAUUCAGUGGUGAGUCAUUCUUACCAGUUACAGUUGAAUAUCCUUUGUUGAAACUGAUGAUUAAUCAUUCUACAUUCUACCAACCUUGCAUGGCUAUUAUCAAUGAGAGCUAGUAAAGAUAUCUGAAACACUCGUUUUCUCUAUAUACCUGAAUUCAUCACACAUUCCGUUGGGAAUUUCAGGAAGUGGCACUUAUUGUCACUAGUUAUGAAUGCUAGGAAUAGGUUACCUACCUACUCAAAAAACUACAAUAUUUAAAAAUUAAUUAAUACCACACCUAUGUGUUUAGCAAAUAUUGCCCUAUCCAGUAAACCCUGAGAGUAUACUUAUAGAGAUUACUGCACUUUUGAUCUAUUUUCGUUUGCUCAACUUACUGAACUCUUGAUAUUUUUUCUAUAACUAUCUCCGUUAACGUGAUGCGAUGAACAAAAUAACCAUAGAAAAAAGCUUGUAAAAUGAAAAUUCAAUCAACUUUAGCAGGUUAGGUAACACUAACCAACAGACUUGCAGUUAUGCGUUCAGUUUUUAUUCGGUCGUUCGAAUAGACGAAGACGAGACGAGACUGAGAGACGAUCGCGAUACCAAUACAAGUUCGAUUUUCGCAGUAACGAUACUGGCGAGCUCAGGUAUUCGAAUACAACCGAGUACUUUAGAGAAUCGAAUACUUACCUAUUCUCGAGUAUCCCAUUACUAAGAUAUGUUUUUCAUUCAAAAACUAAUGCUUUUAUAUAUUUUUUAUUCUUCAGAAUAAACUCAAAUGUCAGCUAUACAAAUUCAUAAUUGGUUCGUCACUAAAGUCUGAAAUCAAUCUCAAAUAUUUGUAUUUGGCGGGUUUACAAGGAUAGAGCGGGCUCUGCCAUCGCGCCAUCUACUUUUUACUCAUAUUUUCAUACAGGCAAUAUCUCAGUUAUGCUGCUUGAAAAAAAAUCAAAAAUCAAACUUUUGUCAAACAUGUAUGACAUUGAAGUCAUUGUGUCGAAGUCAACUCCUGUCAAGUUACCCCUGAGAAGUCACCUCCAACUUCAAAUAUUCAAGUUAGACACUAUAAAUUUUUUGUUGAUUUGUGUAGUGCAAUCAAUUCUAGCUUCAACGACGUAUCACACUCGAUAAUUUGACUGAUGUCCAAUUGACAGAAAACUGAUUUGAGGUAAACCAUAGAUCUAAAUGGGUAAAUGUUAGAGGCAUUGUCUUAGUUGGAUGUUCACUAGAUACAAACUGACUAAAGAAGUGUGCACGAAAAACUGUACGGAAAAACUACUGAAA
This is a messenger RNA of Phaedon cochleariae (mustard beetle), 4311 nucleotides long. NCBI's taxonomy places the organism in Eukaryota, Metazoa, Arthropoda, Insecta, Coleoptera, Chrysomelidae. The record is from the annotation of a GenBank genome assembly.